Molecule: messenger RNA, 1790 nt
Organism: Scomber japonicus (chub mackerel)
Lineage: Eukaryota; Metazoa; Chordata; Actinopteri; Scombriformes; Scombridae
Gene: nme7
Product: NME/NM23 family member 7
Exons: 12
Coding region: 84-1217 (377 amino acids)
Biological process (GO): UTP biosynthetic process; CTP biosynthetic process; GTP biosynthetic process
Cellular component (GO): centrosome
Molecular function (GO): nucleoside diphosphate kinase activity; ATP binding
Source: RefSeq, a predicted model, not a curated record
CAGUUACUAUAGAAACGAAGCAUAGCCCGGGAGAGCUAGUUUGCUAACUGAAAACAGCGUUGGGGCAUGUAGAUUGUGUUAAUAUGUCAAAAAUGGAGGAUCGCUAUGCCUUUCUUACGGAGUGGUAUGACCCCACUGCAGCUCUCCUGCGGCGCUACCAACUGUUCUUCUAUCCCAAAGAUGGCUCAGUAGAAAUGUUUGAUGUAAAGAACCAGCGGAUAUUUUUGAGAAGGACCAAAUACGACAACCUUCACCAAGAGGACCUGUUUGUAGGGAAUCGUGUCAAUGUGUUCUCACGGCAGCUUAAUCUGAUUGAAUAUGGAGAUCAGUUCACAGCAAAUAAACUUGGCAGCAAAAAAGAAAGGACCCUCGCUCUGAUAAAACCAGACGUAGUUACAAAGAUCGGAGAUGUCCUUGAAUUGAUAUACUCCUCCAACCUCAUUGUGACCAAAGCCAAAAUGACAAAGCUUACAUGGAGCCAAGCAGCAGACUUUUAUGUGGAACACCAGUCAAAGCCUUUCUUCAGUAACCUGGUGCAGUUUGUGUCCUCGGGCCCUGUGGUUGCCAUGGAACUGAUGGGUGAUGAGGCCAUGUCUAUCUGGAGGAAGCUCCUGGGACCUGCAGACUCUGCUGUGGCGCGGAGGGAGGCACCGCAGUGUGUGCGUGCCCAGUUUGGAACAGAUGGCAUCAAAAAUGUUGGGCAUGGCUCUGACUCACUUGCUGCAGCAGCAAGAGAGCUCGAAUUUUUUUUCCCCUCUACAAUUGGGAUUGGCCCCUCUAAUACAGCCAUGUAUACAGACUGCACAUGUUGCAUCAUCAAACCUCAUGCCAUAUCAGCAGGCAUGACUGGGAAGAUCCUGAACUCCAUAUGUGCAGCUGGAUUUGAAAUCUCAGCUCUUCAGAUGUUCAACAUGGACCGGGCAAAUGCAGAAGAAUUCUUUGAAGUGUACAGAGGUGUUGUCACAGAAUAUCCUAGUAUGGUGACUGAGCUCUGUUCUGGACCCUGCAUGGUCCUAGAGAUCCAUGGCACAGACGCACCCAAGUCAUUCAGAGAAUUCUGUGGACCUGCUGAUCCGGAAAUUGCUCAGCACCUCCGUCCCUCAACCCUGCGUGCUCUUUAUGGUAAAGACAAAGUGAAAAACGCAGUUCACUGUACAGACCUCCCUGAAGACGGUGUCCUGGAGGUGCAGUAUUUCUUCAAGAUUUUGAACGGGUGAAUGCAAACGAGAAGACACAUUUAACCAAAUUCAAAGACUUCACAGUUGUUCCAUUUUUUUGUUUAUUGUUUCAGCCUUAUGCAGAUUAAAUAAAGUGACAAGAGCAGACUCCUGACAAGUGUUUUGAUCUUCAACAUUGAAUUAAGUAUGUUCACACCAACUAAACAUCUUAUUACACGGGAUACUGCAUUGCCUCUGAUAUUCUAACUUUUGACCAGCGACUUUGGUAUUGGAUUCAUACAUUACACUUUGAAAAAAAAUGUACAACUGCAUAAAUAUAAAAUUCUUCCACCAUGAAAAUGGCUAAAACAUUCAAUAGUAAGUUGCAUCACGUCAUGUGAUGUCUCCAGCAAAACAGAUUUCAAAGCACUGAGUUGCCACUGUUUCCAUGGAGGUGACAGACUUCUAGGCUGGACCCACAAAGCUCUACUCUACGAAUUAAGAAUGAACAGAUGUAAGAGUAUCAAACAGAAAUGUCAUCAAACCAUAUUCUACAGCUAAGGUGAACAACAAAGAAAAAGUGUACAAAUGUAUCCUUCCACAGUCAACUUGAACAUCUCGGUAAAGUAACAC